Phytophthora infestans T30-4 is the source of this 414-nucleotide messenger RNA. Its product is annotated as secreted RxLR effector peptide protein, putative. The transcript has a single exon. The record is from RefSeq and is a predicted model, not a curated record. The coding region runs from base 1 to 414 and encodes 137 amino acids. NCBI's taxonomy places the organism in Eukaryota, Oomycota, Peronosporomycetes, Peronosporales, Peronosporaceae.
AUGGGAGGUAUCUACACCGCUCUACUUGUAGUUAUUACACUCUUCAUCGGCAAUGACAACAUUUUGGCUGCACACAUCGAGCUCCAAACGAUCCAGCCUGACCACACUACCUAUUCGCCAUUUCUCAGAAAAACUGACCCGAGACCUCAAAGGGCAUUCGAAAACACCGCCGAAUUAUCAGCUACCAGCGAGGAACGUCAAUGGUACGAGAUCUCGAUGCGUCGUGCCAAGGAGAAUUUGACAUUCUACAUUUGGUACAAGAAGGGGAAGACCCCGCAAGAUAUUUACCUCAAGUUCUUUACAAAUUCGAUGGAUACGAUAACUGUUUCGAAGAGCCCGAACUUCGGCACUUUUAGCCGCUAUACAGAGUACUACAACAAAAACAAGAAGAAUGACUCAUGGUUCAGGUCAUGA